GGCUUGAUCGGUUUUGGAGGGGUGGCGUAAAUUGCGUUUCCAAGGCACAUUAUGCUCAAGUAGAACAUAAUUAGUCCAUAUAGAUACACUUACUGAAAUGGAGGUUAAAGAAGCAGAGAUGAUAGUUAUAGCUAAACCAGUAGGUUCAAGGCCUACCUGCUCCAGUUUUAAGUCCUUCUCAGAGCUCCUCGCAGGGGCUAUUAAUGCUUCACCACCUAUUGUCUGUUCCAAAAACAUAGUGCCUGCGAUUUGGCCGAAGACGGUGAGGUUCAAGCCGGUUGUCAAUCGUGCUCCAUCUGCCACAGUUUCUUCCCAGGCAGAACAGUCCGGGAUAGGCAUUUCGAUCUCAUCAGAUAAGGUUUUAAAAUCCGAUGUCAAAUCUACCACGACGGUGUACAAACCACAGGCAAAGCUUGUAUCAAAGACUACUGUUUCUCUAUUAGCAAACAUGGGAAACUUCGGUGCUAGCAAUGAACUAACAGUGCAAUCAAUAGAGGUACCAGCUAGACCAGAACUUAAUCGAAAUACUUCUUCACAUACAGAAACAGAUCAGACAAGUGAACCCUCAAAGGUGGGAUCUCAGAACAUGGAGGACCCCAAAGUAUUACCUGUGGUAGCGAACAGCGAUCGACCUUCUUACGACGGCUAUAAUUGGAGGAAAUAUGGACAAAAACAAGUUAAAGGAGGUGAAUAUCCGCGUAGCUACUAUAAGUGUACGCAUCCGAAUUGUCCAGUGAAGAAGAAAGUUGAAAGAUCACUUGACGGACAAAUAGCUGAAAUUGUUUACAAGGGUGAACAUAACCAUUCAAAGCCUCAGCCUGCGAAACGAAACUCGCCUCAAGGGGUGGGAUUUAGUUCUGAUGGAACCAGUCAAGAUGCCAACAACAUCCCCUUGUGGAGUAAUAAUUAUAGUGAAAGGAACGAAGGUUCCGAGAGUAGAGUUGAAAAUCGUAAUGAAGUUGGGUUGUAUAUUCCUCCGGCUUAUCAAGGAAAAGCUCCACUACCUUACGAAUAUGUUAUGACCGGAGCUGUUAAUGCCGGUGGAACUUUCGAGACUUCGGUUGGACUAAGCGGGGAAUGCGAGGAAGGAAACAAAGAUGGAGCAGAUGACGAAUCUAGAAGUAAAAGAAGGAGAAAUGAGAAUCAAUCAAGUGAAGUGGGCACCUUAGGGGAAUGCAUACAAGAACCUCGUGUUGAAGUGCACAGUUGUACUGAUUCCAAGAUCAUCGGAGACGGCUUUCGAUGGAGAAAAUAUGGGCAGAAAGUGGUGAAGGGAAAUCCAUACCCCAGAAGUUACUACAGCUGCACUAAUCUAAAAUGCAAUGUACGGAAGCAUGUGGAAAGAGCAUCGGAUGAUCCAAGAGCUUUCAUUACAACAUAUGAAGGUAAACAUAACCAUAAGAUGCCACUUAGGAACACCAAUCAUGCAGCCGCCACCUCUGAUCCCGAUUCCAAUUCGCCUGCAAUCAAAGACGAGCGAUGAGGACUUCGUAUUUGGUCUCGAGAAAGGCUCCGAUCAAGGGCACCAAGAGGCAUAUCGAGGAGAUCGAUUACCAAGCUGACGGUAUACAACUUUCUCCUACAAAAGUUGCUUUAUGAAGGCCAGUUUUCCGGACUUCCUGCCUUCAGCUUAUUGCAUAAUUUUUAUUUUUAUGAAUAAUUUAAUUUUCCCAUCAUAUAAUAACCGAAAACUUUGCACAUCUAAUGUCUCAUAUAUCAUUAGCAAUACUGUCUUGUUUCAGUUUUUCUAGAUCCUAAACUCUCGGGUUAUUGUUAUGCCAGUCAUUUAUGUAGCUUA
Hibiscus syriacus is the source of this 1798-nucleotide messenger RNA. RefSeq names its product WRKY transcription factor 44-like. The transcript is spliced from 5 exons. Gene Ontology annotation, biological process: regulation of DNA-templated transcription. The coding region runs from base 98 to 1483 and encodes 461 amino acids. Lineage: Eukaryota; Viridiplantae; Streptophyta; Magnoliopsida; Malvales; Malvaceae. Gene Ontology annotation, molecular function: DNA-binding transcription factor activity; sequence-specific DNA binding. The record is from RefSeq and is a predicted model, not a curated record.